CAUAGAGAUAGACUAUAGAAAUAGAGGAAGCCGAAAGCGACCUAGCCUUAUUGAUAUUGGAGCUUGAUGGAUAUUUCUUGCUAUUUGCCAAAAAUUUUGAUUGGCUUGAUUUGAUGAUGAUUUGGCUGGCCGACACAUAUUCCAAAAAGUGAAUAUUGAAACGUUGUUGAUUAUAAGUUUAUUUUUAUGUGACCAUACCCAUAAGGCUCAAUAUGUAUCUCCCAUCAUUAACUAAUGUGUUGGGAAUUAUAUUCUUCGUUUAUAUUGCCCAUUCAAUGUGGACAAUGGCCCAGCUAUUCAGGAGCUUGGAGUGUACGUCUGUGCCUUGUUACCAGUCUUUUUUAGGAAAGAAGCCAGAAAUGCAGCUAGCGCUCUUUACAUCAGUGUCUAGGAAUCCAAUUGCAACAGAAACCACAAAAAUUAUGCAUUUAAACAAUUUUAAUUACUCUGCUCCUUUCGAAAAAGAUAUCGUAUUGAGUAUUCCUCCAAAGACUCGCCGAAAUGGCACACUCCACAUGCAAGUGGUUUUUGCGCUCAAUGGCCAACCGUUGGAGUGGAAAACCUUGAAAAGAGACGGACCGACUGUGAUACAUACUAUGAGCUUGACGGAGUAUUUAAUUCCAAAAGUCGAGACAUUUAAUUUGUGGAGUGAAAACGAAUCUCCAGCAGCCAAUCCAUCGAAAGAACAACCAAAAAGCACUUCAUCAACACUAAAACAAGUGACACAUAUUAAAUCUAAAGCGUGCAUAACAAUUCUUACCGAUUCAAUAAGUCUAUCGCAAAAAGAUGCCCCACCUGAGCUUGCCCAUCUUAUUCGUGUAAACCGUCAUGGUGAAAUACUUCCAAUUAUUAAGACUGACUUCUUUGACACGAGGAUAAAGCAUUUAGUUAAAAUAAAUAAAAACACAACCCAAUUCAACCUAUCUCUAAAGUACAAACCAAUAGGAAUUGGAAAAUUACGUUUAAUGUUACUGAUUGAACAUGCUACAAACUCGAUGUACACGUUAGGUUUCUCAAAAAAAGAUGUCGACGAAGUAAAGGGAAUUUUUUCGGAUACAAAUGUUUAUUUGUUGUGUGGAUCUCUGAUCGUUGGAAGUGCUCAUCUCCUAUUUGAUUUUCUGUCAUUUAAAAAUGAUGUACUAUUCUGGCGUGGAAAAUCGUCAUAUGAAGGACUUUCAACACGAACCACUGUCUGGAGGGCAGUGUCUCAAAUUAUUAUCUUUUUUUACUUGAUGGAUGAAAACACAUCUCUCCUAGUUUUGAUUCCUGCAGGCAUCGGAGCUUUGAUUGAGAUGUGGAAAUGUAAAAAGAUACUUAAACUCGAAAUCAACUUAUUGGGAAUUAGUAAGAUAACAUCAAAUACAAGCGGAAAAGCGGAAAUGACAACAGAAAAUUACGAUCGGGAAGCUAUGUGGUACCUGAACUUUAUUUUGUAUCCCCUUUGUCUGGCUGGAGCCGUAUACUCUUUGCUGUACCAACCACACAAGAGUUGGUACUCUUGGACACUAAACUCCCUUGUGAAUGGAGUCUACGCAUUCGAUUUUAUAUUUAUGCUACCACAGUUGUUUGUUAAUUACAGACUGAAGUCAGUUGUUGCCUUACCGUGGCGUUCUUUCAUGUACAAAGCAUUUAACACUUUUAUUGAUGACAUAUUCGCUUUUAUAAUAACGAUGCCAACAUCUCAUCGUGUAGCUUGCUUUAGGGAUGAUGUAAUAUUUGUGAUUUACCUUUACCAACGGUGGCUGUACCCUGUGGACAAGUCACGGUUAGAUAGUGGUGUGGUAGUCGAGGACGUAAAGAACGGAAGCAAUUCAGAAAGUCAAAUAAUAGAAAAGAAAAAUAAGUAGAAAAAAAGAAAUGUUUGUUUUUUUUUUUUGUAUUAAAUAUUUAUAAGUUGUUGUUUUAUAUUUCGGACCUAUUGAUUAACACUAUUUACCAUUUAUCAAUUGGAGGUCAAAGAAUUAGUUUAUUUAAACUUUUUAUUUUUAAGUGACUGUCCAUUUUUACAUUCCUUUCUUGACCUCUAAAUAUAUCUGUAUUUGUAAUUGAUUCACUCGUAUUAUAGAACUUACGGCUAAUAAAACAAUACUAUACAAUUAAUACAAA
This is a messenger RNA of Eupeodes corollae, 2106 nucleotides long. RefSeq names its product lipid scramblase CLPTM1L. Lineage: Eukaryota; Metazoa; Arthropoda; Insecta; Diptera; Syrphidae. The record is from RefSeq and is a predicted model, not a curated record. Bases 213 to 1847 code for a protein of 544 amino acids. The transcript is spliced from 4 exons. Gene Ontology annotation, cellular component: endomembrane system; membrane.